Messenger RNA from Pelagomonas calceolata, 4116 nucleotides. Lineage: Eukaryota; Pelagophyceae; Pelagomonadales; Pelagomonadaceae. The record is from the annotation of a GenBank genome assembly.
AUGCCAGCGGUUAUCGCUGCGCGUAUUCACGUGUACCGACUUCCUCCAUACGUGGCCCCACUCGGCGGCGAAGACGAGGUCAAGAUAUGUGCGCGCGGCGCCGCACGAGGCGAUAAUGACUACUGGCUUGAUUGGCCCUCUGUCGGUGACUUCAUCAAGUUCUUUGGCGACGGCGAGCUGUCAGUGACGGCGAAGCAGCAUAAGGAUCGGCUUCGCAACGCGAUUGAGGCUGUUGUGCGCAUGCCGGACGUGGCGUCGCACCAGACGUCGUCGACCGGCAAGGGCGGACUACAGCUAGUUUCUCGUGCCUUAGCGAUCAAGCUAUUUCGAGGGUGGGGCGUCCCUGAUGCUGUGUGGCAGCCCUUCAUCUCACACUGCGCGACGGAUCACGCCAUGGACGUUGAUGAUGGGCCUGCCGCGGACGAGGUUAUGGGCAAGCCGCUUUAUCAUAUUAAAACAAUAACUCGCCGGCAAAAAAGGCCGAAGCCGGCCACGCCCAUCUCUUCGCCGUUGAUGCUGAAGUCUCCCGAUGCUAAACGGCUGCAUCGACGCUCACCUAUUAAAGGUAGGAACGUGACCGCCGCUCCAGUCGUGACGGUGGCGAAGGACGCGGGUCUACGGCUGCUGACGGAUGCCGGCAAGACUUUGGAAGAGUCCUCAAGUGCUGCACGGAGGCCUGUCUAUCUGGACGACGACGUCGUCGACGUCGCGAAGCGGGUCGCGUCGUCGACCAAAGUUGCUCGCCAUGCGGCGUCUCGUGCACUUGUAGAUGAGCCAGAAUUGGGUCGAGGGCUUGUCUCAAUGGUCGCACAAGCUGCACGACGCCCUGAGCUGCCGGUGCUGCUUCGGCGGGUCGUGAAGCCCUUCGGACGCUUUGAGCCGCCCCAAAAGCUCGCGCGACCGACGGCGGAUCUCUCUCGGUGGACUCGUCGGCGACAUGUGUGUGCCAGACGCGAGACUGCGCUUGAUGCGGGCGCUGUGUGGUUGGCGCUUCAGGGUUUGAAACCGAUUGGAGAGCGCGGCGAGCUUCCCGACCUUCGCGGCGACGCGCAGCCCGCCUUUCGCCGCCACGACGAGGAGCGAGCGGUCGACGCCCUCAAGGACUUCCUCACGGAGAACUGUUUGUGGCCGACGCUGGCCGUCAUCUGCGAGCAGACGCAUGCUGGGCGACAAUUCGUGGCCCACCUCGCUCUGCGGCGGCUCUCUACGAGGAAACAAGGUCUGUGCGAGGCCUUUGACCUGUGGCGGCGCGUCGGAGGCCUUAGCCAAAGGGCCUACGACGAUCUGGCCGCGCGCACCGACCGCGCGCUGGCUGAUAUUGCCGGGGCGUCCGAGGACACGCGCGUCGUCCCGCGGCGCGCCGAGACUCGUGCUGCGGCGACCGUCGAACCUCUGCGCUUUGCGACUGAGAUGCAGACGGAGGGCGCCUACGAGGUUUUUGUUGAUGCGCGGCGCCACGCGUGCUCGGCGCGCCGCGACGUGCGCGUGCUGCUCGAAAAAGAGGUGAAUGGUGCAGCGCGGGCGCCGUUGUACGAUCAGCUUUUGCGUGGUAUGUACCCGGCGGGUCGCGGUCCCGACGAGGUGGUUCUUCCGCUGUGCUUGUCGUGGGAUGCAGCGCAGCUACUUCGCGACUGGCGGCGGGCGCGCGAACACAAGUCCACGGCCUGGCUCCUGCAGUGCUUGCUCAAGGGUGCACUCGCUGUCGCAUCCAGUGUCGACCACCGCAGUUUUCGAUGACGUUUCAUUCACGUAGGACCGCACGCGUCACUGCCUUCUGCUGGGUUUAGCGCUCGACGACGACGGGCGCGACGCUCUGAAAGCGCACGGCGAGGCGUCGAGCCGGGCGCUCGCGUCGAUCUGGGACACGGUGCACGACUUGACUGCGAGGGAGCACGGCGGCGGCGGCGGCAUCUCCGUCAAGCUCAAGCGCGCCGACGGCGUCUACGCGCCUGAGGCCCGCGCGGCGAUCUACGCCUUGGCCCUCGAUUUGCGGGCCGUGUGCGAGGGUUUUAACGGGAUGGGCUUCGCGAGCCCCGCCGAUAACCCGUAUACGGCGACGAAGCGCGACGUCGCUCUGCGGCUCGAUCGCGGGCGCGGGCUCGUCCGCUACACGCCCGUCGACUUUUCGUACGAGGAGAUCAAGAAGGAACACGAGGAGGGCGGCGCCGCGGCGGUCUUGCUGCGUUUUCAAAAGCGAGGUCUACCUCUGGUUCGCUCGGACCCGACGCGCGUCACGCACGGACCUCUCCACGUGGGCGGCACGGGCACGGCGGGCGUUGUGAAGGCCAUCGGCCACCUCUGCAUCAAGCUCGGCGCGCCAGUCCACGCGGCCUUCGUAAAUCACGUCGCGUCGCGCCUCGGCCGGCGCUUCGAGCAGAACGUGCACGAGACCAAGACCACGCACCCCGUCACGAAGACGGGCGACUUCGCGCGGCUCGGGUCGCUCGAGGCGCACGCGUUAAUCGGCUUCAAGCCGCCGGGCGUCCAGUCUGGUGGUUUUGUGACGAGGGUCAUCGACCUGCUGGUCUUGUCGUGGCAGCGCGCGACGAUGGCGCGCACGACGAGGGAGGGCUACCGGGCGUUCAAGCGCGAGAUGCAGCUCAACUACUGGUUCGCUGCGUCGUUGCUUGCGGUCUGCUUCGGUAAAAAGGAGUGCCGCGUCACGGCGCGCGUCGCGGCCAACAACGCGGGCGCGCUGCAUGGCACUUGCCAGAGACUGUCGCAGCUCCUGCGCGUCGAGAUCACGCCGUGCGACCUGUCGGACCUGCCGGUCGAAGAUUUCCACCGGCACGUGACGAAAUUCUAUAACCAUGGAUGCCGCGGCGGGAGCGUCGACAAGCACUUCCUGGACCGCGAAGUCGCCAAAAUAGAGUACCUGCUCCGAGAGAUCGACGCGUCCUGGCACUUAUAUACCGACGAGUCGCGCCGGACCGCGCCGCUUGCGCUCCUGGCCCACGAGAAGAAGAGACGCGACCGCGAGGACGCGGACCUCGCGCGGCUGCGCGCCCGACGCGAGGGGCCCUUCAUCACUUGUCCACAGCUCGGGAACCACUGGGCGAGGACGUCGCGGGCGCGCCCCGUCCCAGCGCCAGCGCCAGCGCCGGCGCCUGCGCAGGACGACGCGGACGACGACGCGCCAGCGGAGCAGGACGAGGACGCGGCGGCCAGUGAGGACGACGUCGGCGCAGAGGAGGACGCCGAGGACGAUGCGACGGAGAAGUUUCGCCGGACUUUCAAGAAAGUUGAGGUCGCGCUCUUGGCCGCGGACUAUCGCCGCGGCGACAGAAGGGUGCGCGCGAGGCCGUUUUUGCUUGAAGAUGCGGGCUACGCGGCGCGCCUCGAGGUCCAGAAGGACAGGAUCCGCGUCUUUUUUGAUAAAGAGGACACGGAGAAGACGGAGCCGGGCGCGCGGACCUUCAUCGACGUGAGACCAGGCUCCAUCUACGCGUGGUCCUGGAAGUCGGGCGCGCGCACGACCGAGCUCACGCUUUACCUCGUCGAGAAGCCGCGGUUCGGCGCCUUCUACGCUGGUUGUGGCCGCGGCGGCGCUGGCGGCGUUCGACUCGCGCACACCGACGCAGGCGAGCAGGACCAGGGGCCUCUCGCGAACUUUGUCUCGCCGUUCCUUGUCCUGCAGGCGUCUCGCGGCCCGCCCGACAAGCUCCGCAAGGCCUUCGAGGAAGGGAUAGUGCUCUGCUCCACGUUCCUGCAAGGGCGCCGCGACAAGUCGAUUCCUUCGGAUGCAGAGGGCUGGGACGCGUCGCAUCGCGCCGAGUUGAUGUCCGAGCUCGCCAAGGACAUCCCGCUCGCAGAUUCUGCGCAGUGGGAUAGGCUCCGCGGCGAAGUCGAUGCGCUCGUCGCGACGUAUCGCGACCACCGCGACUUCGUUUAUUCGUCCGGCACGGAGGGCCGACCGCUCAAGCGCGUCUGCGACUGCUGCAAGAGAUACGUCUACCUGUCCACGUCCGAUCGAUACACUCUCUGGAGUGGCGAAGUCCACGAAACCUGCAUCCGACCGAAGCCUGGCGAGGCGGAAGCAGCUGUUGCGGGAUGAGCUCGCUGCUCGAGGGUCCUAGACUUUCGUUGUUGUUUUUGAGUAAAGUUUGUACCACAUAA